AUGAUUGUAGAGGUGAUAAAGCCGUUGGUUGAAACUGAUCCAUCUUUGAAAGUGAAAUCUGUGAUUGCUGAAGUGCAGUCAAAAUUCAAUUAUACGACAAGUUACCGCAAAGCAUGGCUCGCCAAGCAAAAGGCAAUUGCAAACCUUUUUGGUGAUUGGGAAGCUUCUUAUGAAGCUUUGCCGUUGUGGUUUGAAGCAAUGGUACAAAAAGAUCUAUCAGCAGCAGUCGAGAUCGAAACUGUACCAGCAUAUCAAGGGGAUGAGGUAGUCCAGGAUGUUAGGAUACUGACGCGGAUAUUUUGGAGCUUUUAUCCUUGCAUAAGAGCAUUUAGGAGUUGCAAGCCAAUCAUACAGAUAGAUGGGACACAUCUGUACGGGAAAUAUAAAGGAGCUCUAUUAGUUGCAGUUUCUCAAGAUGGUAAUGGCAAUAUUGUGCCUCUUGUAUUUGCCGUUGUUGAGGGUGAGACUUCUGAUGCAUGGCACUUCUUUCUUACUCAUUUGUGCACACAUGUGGUGACUCGAGAUAGUGUUGGGCUUAUCUCUGAUCGUCACGACUCUAUUACCUCAGCAAUAGCUCGUAGUAAUGGAUCAUGGGAACCUCCAAGAGCUAUCCGAAUGUUUUGUGUUAGGCACAUAGCAUCCAACUUUUCGAGAAAUUUCAAGGCAACGUAUUUACAGAAGCUGAUAGUCAACAUGGGCUAUUGUAGGACUGUGCGUGAAUUUAAUGUGCAGUAUGCAAGAUUGCGUGAACGUGGUGAGGCUUACACGCGAUGGAUUGAUCGAAUUCUACGACAGGAAUUUACAUUGGCAUUUGAUAAUGGAUACCGUUGGGGUUAUAUGACCACAAACAUAGUUGAGUGCAUCAACGGAGUAUUGAAGGGAGCGCGAAAUCUUCCUAUCACGUCACUUGUGAAAGCAACUUUUUACAUACUAAAUGGGUUGUUUACUAGGAAGAGGGCCGAGACUGAGGUUCGAAGGAAUGCAGGACAUGUAUUUUCUGAAUAUGCUAGCAACAAACUGCAAUCGAAUCAGCAAGCAGCGGGAAACAUCCAGGUUAACCUAUUUGACAGGCAGAAUGAGAUCUUUGAGUUACGUGAGAUGACCAGUGGUAUCGAGUAUGUGACAGAUCGAAUCUCUUAUCGCCAUGCCUUUACAUGUUGUGCGAACCAACGACUUGAUUGGCAACAAGACGUUCAUGAGGUUUCCAAAGGGCGUCCCAAAAUAACCCGCUUCUUGAAUGAAAUGGAUAUGCGUGAUAUGCGUGGUCAUAGACGUUGCAGGCUUUGUGGAGGCGAGGGCCACAGUCGAAGUAGAUGCCCUCAUCGUGUCGGGUCUAGUGCUGGUGGAUCUGCACCUAUGUCUUAG
This is a messenger RNA of Arachis stenosperma, 1365 nucleotides long. RefSeq lists its product as uncharacterized. The record is from RefSeq and is a predicted model, not a curated record. The transcript is spliced from 4 exons. Lineage: Eukaryota; Viridiplantae; Streptophyta; Magnoliopsida; Fabales; Fabaceae. Bases 1 to 1365 code for a protein of 454 amino acids.